AUGUUGAGGUCGACCUACAAGCCUUCCGCAAAUACUGCGGCUCCUCCACCCCUGCUUCCUGGAUGGACGGAGCACGAUGCGCCGAGUGGUCACAAAUAUUACUACAACGCCGAGACCAAGGAGUCAACAUAUACGAGACCGAGUGCGCCCGACGUCAAUGCUGCCCAAGGGCCUGCACCGGGAUCGGUCUCGGCAAGCUUCUUUCAAUACCAGACCAUUCCCCAGCUUUCUGACCCAAACGUUGCGAACGCAUACCUGGCACAGCUCAACGCACAAAAUCAACCACCUGCGCAGCGUGGAGGUUUCGGCCAUGGAGGCAGGGGAGGCAGAGACGGACGCCCGCGUCCUGAGCCUAUUGACAAGCCCAAGGCAAAGGCCGCGAUCCCCGGAUGCGAGCCAUGGAUCCUUGUCGACACCAAAUAUGGACGCCGCUUCGUCUAUAAUCCCGAGAAGAAUGCCAGUUACUGGCGCAUUCCUGACAAGCUAAAAGCUGGUAUCUUGGAGUUGGACCAAGCCCGAAUUCGCGAAAAGGCCGGCAUCAAGGAUACCCCGACAGAGGAAGAAGGAGGAAAGGACACAGCACCCACGGCUCGGCCGAGGCCGCAGCAGGAGGCACUAGCGGCGCCGAGUUAUGACGACAAUGACGACAGUUCAGAGUACGAAGAGGUCGAAGUCACGGAUGACGAGGCUGAAGGAGGGGAUGAUCAGGACGGAGAGGACGGACACACCUCCAAGCGCCAGCGCACGGAAGAUGCAGCAGAUGAUGCGCCAGUGGAGUUCAGCGAGGCGGACAUUGCAUUCCAGCUCCAAGCAAUGGGCGAAGCAUACGGGCUUGACCCCGGAGAAUACGAUGACGGAAACAUGGACGAGUGGCCAGAAGGGGCAGAGGGAGUGGAAUUUUCACAGGAAGAUGCCGCCGCACUCUUCAGGGACCUACUCGACGACUUCAAUAUCAACCCGUACAGCUCGUGGGAGAAGCUGAUUGAGGACGGCCACAUCAUUGAAGACCCCAGGUACACGCUGCUCAACACCAUGAAAGCACGAAAGGAUACUUGGCAAGAAUGGUCCAAGGACAAGAUCAGAGAGCUGAAGGAACUUCGGGCCAAAGAAGAGAAGAAGGACCCCCGGAUACCAUACAUGAUGUUACUGCAGGAAAAGGCCUCGCCCAAGCUUUUUUGGCAAGAGUUCAAGAGGAAAUUCAGGAAAGAACCGGCCAUGGCGGAUCCCUACGUCAAGGACAAGGACCGUGAGAAGUGGUACCGGGAGCACAUUAACCGUCUCAAGAUGCCCCAAGCAACGCUCAAGUCCGAUCUCGCCACGCUUCUGAGGUCACUGCCACUCUCAGCACUGAACAAUAAGACGAACCUAUCACGUCUGCCGCCGCAGCUUCUGGUUGACAUCAGAUACAUUUCACUGCCACCACAAGUGAGAGAUCCCAUGAUCGAGGCGUAUAUACAAACCCUGGGACCGCCGCCUGAGGCUGAAGGCACCGAUGAAGAGGAUGAGGCAACACUCAAGGCUAGGGAAGCCAGGGAACGGAGAGAAAAGGCGCUGCGGGAACAUGAGGAUAAGGUUGCGGAACAAAAGAGAAGACAGCAACGAAGUCUUGAGAUGGGACGGGCCAGGCUUCGGGAGGGAGAGCGCGAGAUCGAGCAAGCGAUGCAGGUCGGCAAGCGUGGUCUGCAAAGCCAACUUGCGAGUGCCCGGAGCAACGAUCAACCUAAUAUCUGA
Molecule: messenger RNA, 1731 nt
Organism: Colletotrichum graminicola M1.001
Lineage: Eukaryota; Fungi; Ascomycota; Sordariomycetes; Glomerellales; Glomerellaceae
Product: WW domain-containing protein
Exons: 1
Coding region: 1-1731 (576 amino acids)
Cellular component (GO): nucleus
Molecular function (GO): transcription coregulator activity; RNA polymerase binding
Source: RefSeq, a predicted model, not a curated record